CUGUUCAGAACUCAUCCAGCCAUCCAUGCAUUAACAUCAUUUUACUGCGCACCGCGGAAUAAUCUACAAACUAUUCUGUUACAAGUGCGUGAUUCUAACAUACAUAUUGAGUAUCUCAUCACACAGGAACUCGUGUUCAGCGAUAAUGUGGUACGCAGAGAAGAAACUUAUCUGCGUUUUCCUGCUAUGCGUUCGGCCGAUAGUAAUGACAAAUUCAAUAGAAAAUAAAACAGAUACAUGUCAAUUGCCAAAUGACUUAAUCAAAGAGAUAGACUCGUACGCGCCGACAAUACAGCGAAUAAUCAACUUAGCUAUACAAGGCUCUUACAAAGGCGUCACAUGGCAAGAUCUGGCGACUUUUGUUGACAAAUUUGGUCCAAGGUUUACCGGUACCCAAGUCCUUGAAAACGCAAUCGAUUAUGUGUUAAACAAAUCGAUUAGUUUAGGCUUAGAGAACGUUCAUGGUGAAACAGUUACCGUACCGCGUUGGAUCAGAGGUUCGGAAUCUGCGACUCUUUUACAACCACGGCAACAAAAUCUAGCGUUGUUAGGACUGGGUUACAGCGUUGGUACUCCGGAGGAAGGCAUCACAGCUCACGCCGUUGUAGUGAAUUCUUUUGCAGAGCUUAAAAAAAGGGCCAAAGAGAUUCCAGGAAAGAUUGUUGUGUACAAUCAACAAUUUGUUUCGUAUGGGGAAACCGUGGAAUAUAGAAGCGCCGGAGCAACGAGAGCGGCGGAAUUGGGCGCCGUGGCCACGCUAAUUAGAUCGGUAACUCCAUAUUCAUUGUACACUCCGCAUACCGGUAUGAUGAGUUACGGGAAGAACGUGACCAAAAUUCCAGCUGCCUGCAUAACUGCCGAAGACGCGAGUCUUCUCAAAAGAAUGGAAGACCGAGGAGAAUUGAUAGUGAUAAAUCUGAAAAUGCAAGCGCAAAACUAUCCCGACACACAGUCGCGGAAUGUCAUAGCGGAAAUCACCGGCAGUAAUGCGUCUGAAAAGGUAGUUGUUGUUUCUGGACACAUAGACAGUUGGGAUGUUGGACAAGGCGCAAUGGACGACGGAGGUGGCAGUUUUAUAUCUUGGAACGCGCUGAAGUUAUUGAAACAACUUGACAUUCGGGCGCGAAGAACAAUCAGAAUGAUAAUGUGGACCGCCGAAGAAAUGGGCAUCGUCGGAGCUCGUAAAUAUAUACAAAACCACACGGCGGAGAACGACAAUCUGCAAUUCGUGAUGGAAUCCGAUUUGGGCACAUUCGAGCCCGAAGGUCUUGAAUUCACUGGAAACGAAUUCGUUCAGUGUAUACUCGAGAGAAUAAUGCGUUUGUUAGCGCCGUUAGGUGACAUGAAACUGAGAAAUCCCUGCCAAGGACCUGACAUAGAAAGCUGGGUGAACGCUGGCGUACCAGGCGGAAGUCUUUGGACGCGUAACAAGAAAUAUUUUUAUUAUCAUCACACGAACGCGGACACCAUGCUGGUGGAAAAUCCGAAAGCUCUGGACAUGAACACAGCUCUAUUUGCAGCUGUGUCGUACGUUCUAGCAGACAUCAGUGUCGAUCUGCCUCGACACAAUCUGACGAACCAUAUACCUUAAUAAAAUCAGCUUGAUGUGAUACAUGAUACAUGCAAAAUAUAAUGACCGCGUGUUUAUAGACCGUC
Molecule: messenger RNA, 1656 nt
Organism: Linepithema humile (Argentine ant)
Lineage: Eukaryota; Metazoa; Arthropoda; Insecta; Hymenoptera; Formicidae
Product: carboxypeptidase Q
Biological process (GO): proteolysis; peptide catabolic process
Molecular function (GO): metallodipeptidase activity
Source: RefSeq, a predicted model, not a curated record